UUUUCUCCCGCUGGCGCGCUGGCCGGGGUCGUGAGCAGUGGUGGCUGUGUUUCGGAGGAGACGGUGGCCGCGCGCCCCGCUUUCCGGAAAUCUCAUCGGGGUCUCGGGGUCCCGGAGGCUGCGAUGGCGGCGGCCUGCGCGAUGGUGCUGGCACUGAAAGCAGAAGCGGAGGAGGAAGAGAAGGACCCCGGGGACUGGCGGGACCCCGACACCUCCCGGAGACGCUUCCGGCGGCUGCGCCCCGGGGACGUGUCCGGCCCGGAGGAGGCGUUGAGCCGCCGGCGGGAGCUGUGCCGCCGCUGGCUGCGGCCCGAGCUGCGCUCCAAGGAGCAGAUGCUGGAGCUGCUGGUCCUCGAGCAGUUCCUCAGCCUCCUCGCGCGCCGGCUGCGGGACCCUGUGCGCCACUGGCGCCCCGAGAGCGGGGAGGAGGCAGCGGCCUGGGCGCGCGCCCUGCAUCCGGUCUCCCCGCAGGUGAGGACCCCCCAAACCCCGAGACCGCAGGCGAAUGAAUUUUCCCACCGCCCUGUCAAGGGCUCCGAGAAGGAAGGGCGCAUUUUGGGGUCAGUGAGGAGGUGGUGGACGCUGGCGCUCCCCUUGUCUCCAUUCCGCACAUUCAGCCCAGUCAAAGCUGCCGGGAGAUGCUGGCUAGUUCAGGCUAUGCCCGAAGCCGUGUUUCAGGGGUCCCUGAGUCCAGUCGAGGUGACGUGGGUCGCUUUGUUAUCCUGCCACUCGGCUCACCAGCUCCUUGCUACUCAGCAGAGAAAGCGAGCAGUAACUGAGGUCUUGCGCCCCUCCAGGGCACCCCGACUUUCAAGGCCGAGGCUGAAUAUCCGACCCAGGGAGAAUGGCAGCAGCUGGCCGUGGAUCCCCAGAACGGCUCGUGCAAAGAGAGCGCGGAAGACUAAGGGAGCACGACCGUGCCGGCCCCCACUGGAGAACAAGUUUGCUAUGGCGAGUGGAUUCCAGCUCAUCUCCUCUGUCUGCUACUUUGAGUCUGGAAAUGACUGGUGGGUGAGCAAGCACAUUAAGAAGCCGAUUCGCUCCACAGUCUUCAGCUUGGGCUGGCACCUCAACAACAUUUGGCUGGCUGCAGGGUCAUGUGACUUCAAAUGCAGCCAGGUGUCCAUUUACGAGGUGGACCAACAGGACUGUCGCAAAUUCUGUACCACUGGCAUCAACGGGGCCAUGAUGAUCUGGGAUUUCAACGUUUGUGUUUACAUCCCUGUGGCGGGGGACAGGGAGAUGGCGGGGCGGCCUCGGAGCGUCUGCACCCGGAAGUCUCAGCAGGGCAGAUCCAGAAGCGAAGCCCAAAGGGAGGGACUUCCGCUAGAGGCGCGCCGCUACCCAGACCUGUUGUCCCCUGUCAGCAGUCUUAUCCCAAGCAGUAAUAAACUCAUAGUCCUGCUCACACGAGGGGGCGGGGAGGGGAAGAAUCUUGGGGCUCGCCGCCUCCCGCACCUGUCCAUCGCCCGCCGUCCGUCCUGGAGUCCCCGAGCGGCUCCUGCGUGGGGCAAGGGGGAUGGCGGGAAGAGAAGAAGCCCAGUCCUUCUCUCCCACCAGGCCUGUGUGCUUCCUGGGGGAGAUGGGUGCAUGCCGCCCUGGGGUUCACUGGGCUUAGUUGUUAGGGUGCUGGGGACUCAGUACAGAAGGAUCUGGGGCAAAGAGAAAAAGGAAGCGGUGGAGAAGAAAGAAGAGGAAGGAAGGAAAGAGAGAACAAAGGAAGAAAGAAAUCUGGUUUUUACAGAAAAAAGUCAGCUAAUUGAAACUUGGGUACUAUUUGGCGUUGGUUUGCUGAAUUUAAGCCAACAUACACAGAGUGCAUUGACCUACAAUGAUGUGCAUGUGAACUUCACUCGAGAAGAGUGGGCUUUGCUGGAUCCUUCCCAGAGGAGUCUAUACAAAGAGGUAAUGCUGGAGACCUACAGGAACCUCACUGCUAUAGGAUACAAUUUGGAAUAUCAUAAUAUUGAAGAGAAUUGUCAAAGUUUUAGAAAACAUGCAAGGUUUGAAAAUAGUCAUAGUGGAGAGAAAGCUUCUGAAGAUACUCGAUAUGACGAAGUCUUUACAUGUCACAUUAGUCCCCACACAUAUAAAAGUAUGCAUAUUGGUGAGGAUCGCUAUGAAUGUAACCGAAAUGGUAAUGCCUUUGCACAUAACAGUCACCUCCUAACACAUAAAAGGACACAUAUUGGAGAGAAACCUUAUGAAUGUAACCAACGUGGUAAAGCCUGUGCACGUAACAGUAAUCUAAUACACGAAAAAAAUCACAAUGGAGAGAAACCUUAUGAAUGUAACGAAUGUGGAAAAGCCUUUGCACGUAAAAGUACUCUCAUAGUACAUGAAAGAACUCACUCUGGAGAGAAACCUUAUGAAUGUAACCAAUGUGGUAAAGCCUUUGCAUGUAACAGUAGUCUCCAAAUACAUAAAAGAACUCACACUGGAGAGAAACCAUAUGAAUGUAACAAAUGUGGUAAAGCCUUUGCACGUAACAGUACUCUCCUAGUACAUGAAAGAACUCACACUGGAGAGAAACCAUAUGAAUGUAACCAAUGUGGUAAAGCCUUUGCACAUAACUGUCAUCUGGUAGUACAUAAAAGAACUCACACUGGAGAGAAACCUUAUGAAUGUAACCAAUGCAGUAAAGCCUUUGCACGGAGCAGUCAUCUGGUAGUACAUAAAAGGACUCACCCUGAAGAGAAGCCUUAUGAAUGUAUCCAAUGUGGUAAGGCCUUUAAACAUAACAGUAAUCUCCUGAUACAUAAAAGAACUCACACUGGACAGAAAUCUUAUGAAUGUAACCAAUGCGGUAAGGCCUUUGCACGGAACAGUCAUCUGGUAGCACAUAAAAGAACUCACACUGGAGACAAACCUUAUGAAUGUAACCAAUGUGGUAAAGCCUUUAAACAUAACAGUAGUCUCCUGCUACAUAAAAGCACUCACACUGGACAGAAACCUUAUGAAUGUAACCAAUGUGGUAAAGCCUUUGCACGGAACAGUCAUCUGGUAGUACAUAAAAGAACUCACACUGGAGAGAAACCUUAUGAAUGCAACCAAUGUGCUAAAGCCUUUGCAUGUUACAGUGCUCUCCUAAAACAUAAAAAAACUCACACCUGAGAGAAACCUUAUGAAUAUAACGAAAGUUGCAAAGACUUUGCAUGUAACAGUAAUUUCCUAAUACAGAAAAGAACUCCCACUGGAUAUAAACCUUAUGAAUGUAACCAAUGUGGUAAAGUCUUUGCACAGAAUAGUCAUCUGGAAGUACCUAAAAGAACUUACAUUGGAGAGAAAUCUUAUGAAUGUACCUCAUAUGAUAAAGUGUAUGCAUUUCAGAGUAGUCUCUGAAAACCUAAAAGAACACAACUUGAAGAAAAAAACCUUAUGAAUGUAAUCUGUUUGGCAUCAUCUUUGUACAACACAGUCAUCUCCUACUACAUAAAAAUGCAUGUUGCAGAAAAUUCUUAUGAAAAUAACCAAUGUCAUAAAAGCUUUUCAUGUAAGAGUCAUCUUGAACAAGAACACUUACUGGAGUGAAACCCUAUGACUGUAAUCAAUGUGUUAAAGCCUUUGCAUGUCAUAAUAAUCUCCAUGUACAUAGAAGAAUACACACUGGAGGAAAACUAUGAAUUUAACUAAUGUGAUAAAGCUUCUUGACGUAAUAGUAAUAUCAUAUGACAGAAAGAACAUAUACUGGAGAGAAACCUUAUGAAUGUAACCAAUGUUCUAAAAGUUGCUCUUCACACUCAUCUUCAAAGUCAUGAAAGAAUUCAUAUUGGACUGAAAGACUAUGAGUGCAUUUAGCAUGGUGAAGCUCUUCCACAUUUGUAUAGUCAUCAUCAUUAAAGAAUUCAUACUGCAGAGACAUUAAUGAAUGUUUUAAAAUGUGAGGGCUUUGCAUAUAUCUAUAUUUUUCAUCAUUAUAAAGGUUUCAUAAUGGAGAGGAAUUCCAAGAAAAAACAUUUUUAAGAGGUGCAGCUGAGAGGCACUGUGGUUAUGUGGACUAGAUAUGCAAAAUAUUUCAAGUGUUUCACAUCUUUCUUCUUCACAUGUUCUCUUUACAAAAUAAUUAGAACCCUGUGUCUCUCCACACCCCUGCCCUGUGGAUCUUCUGUACUUUCUCCUGCCUUCUUUGAUUUCUUUUGUUUUCAACCCAUUAAGAAUUUCUUGUA
Molecule: messenger RNA, 4166 nt
Organism: Meriones unguiculatus (Mongolian gerbil)
Lineage: Eukaryota; Metazoa; Chordata; Mammalia; Rodentia; Muridae
Exons: 10
Coding region: 124-3114 (996 amino acids)
Biological process (GO): regulation of transcription by RNA polymerase II
Molecular function (GO): protein binding; DNA-binding transcription factor activity, RNA polymerase II-specific; RNA polymerase II cis-regulatory region sequence-specific DNA binding
Source: RefSeq, a predicted model, not a curated record